This is a messenger RNA of Myripristis murdjan (pinecone soldierfish), 2174 nucleotides long. RefSeq names its product dopamine beta-hydroxylase (dopamine beta-monooxygenase) (gene dbh). Gene Ontology annotation, molecular function: copper ion binding; dopamine beta-monooxygenase activity. Bases 1 to 1893 code for a protein of 630 amino acids. NCBI's taxonomy places the organism in Eukaryota, Metazoa, Chordata, Actinopteri, Holocentriformes, Holocentridae. Gene Ontology annotation, cellular component: secretory granule membrane. Gene Ontology annotation, biological process: dopamine catabolic process; octopamine biosynthetic process; norepinephrine biosynthetic process. The transcript has 12 exons. The record is from RefSeq and is a predicted model, not a curated record.
AUGAGGAUCCUGAACAAGAACCUUCGCUUUCAGGACGUCACCAUCAUGUACUUCACUGCCCUGGCCACUCUAGUGGUCAUCCUGGUGGCUUCGUACCAGGCACCUGCCACCGCCAUCGACCUUUCCAACCCUUCCUCAAAAUCCUCCAGCCCGCUCCCUUAUCUUCCCAUGCCUUUCCGUGUGCCCCUUGACCCACGUGGGGAGCUCCAGCUGGCAUGGAACAUCAGCUACGCCAACCAGGAGAUUUUCAUCGAGCUCAAGGUUGCAGAAAUCAGACACGGUGUGGUUCUGGGAAUGUCCGACCGCGGGGAGCUGACCAACGCUGAUCUGGUGGUGCUGUGGGACAAUGGAACCAAGAGCUAUUUUGGGGAUGCGUGGAGUGACAGUGAGGGCCGUGUGUCAUUGGACAGCCAACAGGACUACCAGUUGAUUGAGGCUAAACAGACACCUGAGGGCUUUUACCUGCUCUUCAAAAGACCGUUCAGUACCUGUGAUCCCAGAGACUACAUCAUAGAGGAGGGCACUGUGCAUGUCAUCUAUGGAUUGCUGGAUCGACCAAUCACCUCGCUGGAGCAGCUGAACCUGUCCCGAAUCCAGACAGGGGUGCAGAGAGUGUUGAUGCUGCGCCCUGAUGCUCCGUCAGCCUCCCUGCCCCCAGAUGUACAGAUACUGGAGGUCCUGGCACCAGAUGUCAUCAUACCAAGCCAAGAGACAACCUACUGGUGCUUCAUCCAGCAGCUGCCUGAGAACAUGCCCAAGAACCAUAUUGUUAUGUAUGAGUCAGUGGUAACGGCAGGUAACGAGGCCAUCGUGCACCACAUGGAAGUGUUUGAGUGUUCUCCGGAUAUCAGCAACGUUCCACAGUACAGCGGCUCCUGUGAUGACAAGAUGAAACCCGGCAAGCUGAACUACUGCCGCCAUGUGCUGGCUGCAUGGGCCAUGGGUGCUGAGGCAUUUUACUACCCACCUGAUGCAGGGUUGCCUAUGGGUGGACCAGACUCCUCACGGUUCCUUCGACUGGAGGUCCAUUACCACAACCCCCUCCUUCUGUCUGGCCGGCGUGACUCCUCAGGGAUACGCUUGUAUUACACACCCAGUCUGAGGCGCUACGAUGCAGGGAUCAUGGAGCUCGGCCUCGUCUAUACUCCAAUUAUGGCCGUCCCACCGAAACAGCCCAACUUCUACCUUACAGGGUACUGCACCUCCAAGUGCACCCAAACCGCCUUGCCUCCAAAAGGCAUUUUUAUCUUUGCAUCCCAGCUGCACACCCACCUGGCAGGACGAGGGGUAAGGACGGUUCUGGUGAGAGAAGGCAGAGAGGUGGAGGUCGUGCAGGAGGACCCGCACUUCAGCACACACUACCAGACGAUCCGAAUCCUGCACAAAAUGGUGAAUGUAUUACCUGGUGACGUCCUCAUAACCAAGUGUACCUAUGACACAGAAGAUAGGAACAAACCCACAGUGGGGGGGUUUGGUAUCAUGGAGGAGAUGUGUGUGAACUACAUACACUACUACCCGCGCACUCAACUGGAGCUGUGCAAGAGCCAUGUAGACAUAGGAUACCUGCAGAAGUACUUCAGCUUCAUUAACAGGUUUCAGGGAAGUGACCAGUGUGUGUGUGGUGAGGUGAGUGUGACGGAGCAGUACUCUCAGCUCCAGUGGGACUCAUUCACCGCAGAGGUCCUGGACUCGCUCUACAAUACAGCGCCCAUCUCCAUGCACUGCAACCAGUCAACUGCACGCCUCUUUCCUGGAGAGUGGGACAAACAGCCUCUGCCGGUGGUCACCUCCGUUCUCCAAAGACCCCGUUACCCCUGUGAGGGAGGUCAACUCCCCGUUAGCCAGCCCAUGAACCCCUCCCUCACCCUGGUCCAGCCUGAGCCAGGAGUCUGACCCCAAACCCAAACCAAGAGAGAACAUCGACAACCCAGGACGAUUUUAGGAAACUUGUUUGAACUUGUUUGAAGAAAAUCACCUUUGUCAAAUCUGUGCUGGGGGGUUGAUUUUUCCUCCUAUGUAGCUUUCUAGUAUUAUUAUAUGCAUAUUUAAACAUCCAAACUAUGUCUUGCUAUUAGUACAUUAAAGUGAAUGAUAUUCCUAUUCAUAGGGUAAUAUUUUUAAGCAGUCAAGAUAGGAAUUAUUGUUGACAGUAAGAGAACAGAUGUGCAGGCAUG